Erpetoichthys calabaricus (reedfish) is the source of this 873-nucleotide messenger RNA. RefSeq names its product peptide YYa (gene pyya). The record is from RefSeq and is a predicted model, not a curated record. NCBI's taxonomy places the organism in Eukaryota, Metazoa, Chordata, Cladistia, Polypteriformes, Polypteridae. The transcript is spliced from 4 exons. Bases 127 to 420 code for a protein of 97 amino acids. Gene Ontology annotation, molecular function: neuropeptide hormone activity; neuropeptide Y receptor binding. Gene Ontology annotation, biological process: neuropeptide signaling pathway; feeding behavior. Gene Ontology annotation, cellular component: extracellular region.
UGGCUGCAGACCCUCAUCACUGCCUAUUGCUGCCUGGGAUACUCAACACCUGCGUGACCCGCGUGACAGCCGAGCAGCAGCGCGACCCUCUCAGCUUUCCAGAAAAAGAAAACAAACGAAAAAAAAAUGGUGGUGACUGUCAAACCCUGGAGUGCCAUGGUAGCCUUGGUCCUCUGUGUGCUGGUAUGCCUGGGCACUUUUGUCGAUGCCUACCCUCCUAAACCAGAGAAUCCUGGAGAUGACGCGCCCCCCGAGGAGCUGGCGAAAUAUUACUCCGCACUCAGACAUUACAUCAACCUCAUCACCAGGCAGAGAUAUGGUAAGAGGUCCAGUCCUGAGACUGUGCUGUCUGAUCUGCUGUUCGGCGAUAAUUCUGAGCGCAGCACCCGGACAAGAUUUGAUGACUCCUACAUGUGGUGAUUCCUUACCUUCUCUCCAACUCUGGUGUCAUGCCCACCACUGGGAGCCUGGCGCAUUGAAGAGCCCCUCAGCAGGAGCGUGACGGCCGCACUCAGACAUUUCCUAAUUGUGUUCAGACCUUCGCAGCAUGCAAUUCUCCUCCCUCUCUCCCUCACUCUCUCUCUCUUUCUCCCUUUCCCUCUCUCUCUCUCUCUCUUACUCUCUCUCUCUCUCUCUCUCUCUCUCUCUCUCGGCUUUUGUUCUGCCCUUUCCCUUUUAUCCCCUCCAUCACUUUUUGGUUUAAUUUGGCGUGUACCUAUAGAGGGACAAUUGUACAUAAUUUAUUAUGAGAAAUGACAUUGGAAAAAAAAAAUAUAAGAAGUCAAAAGCACUAUUAAAAAAAAAAGAGAUUCUUUUGUUUGUAUUGUAAAAAUGCUUAUGUGAGAAUAAAGUUUAAUGGAUGAUUAAAACUGG